GAAAGGAUGGGCUGUAACAUUGAAUCAAUUACUGGUCGCUGUAGCUCAAGCGCAUUGUGAGCGCGGCCGUGGACGCAGACGGAGGGGCGCACAUAUGCUAGCUCUCACUGUGAAGGAUCGUGGCCAUUGGAUUACUACCACUGCAACACAAUUGAGUAGAGCCUUAACUGAGCCGACCAGAGCGCUUUUAUGCUCCUGAUUUCAUUCUAUUGGGAUUUAUAAUCAAGACACAUAAUCCAAUCGGAAUUUAAGAGGUUUGUAUUUAAAACAAAUUAGCAAAUAUUAUUUGUUUUUGCAAAAUGUAUUUUAUCAAUACGCCUAUUAAUUGAGAGAAUUUCAAAUGUGCAAAAAUGAAAAGGUUAUCCAACUGCACAGCUUUUAGGCUAGUUCAAUUUUUCCUCCUUAGUGAAUAAUCACGAAAUAGCCUAGCUUCUUAUUAGGAUGGCACCAUAUUGUGAAAACCUUUACCGAGAAGAAAUUAUUAAUCUGACCGGAUCCAUCCAUCACACUUUGGGGGCUUUCAUUACGAGGAAACGUUUCACCAAACUUCAUGAAACUUUGAAGAUGCAUUAGCUUGCAGGCUAUGGGUUAUGCAUAAUGCAUUAUGAUUUGAACGGGAUUCAGUUUUCCAUGAAACAUAUGGUCUCACCUCCGGAUGCCUAACGGAGAGAUAUCGCUGACUCCGCUGGAUAAAAGCGCUCAAUUUCGGCCUCACAGCUGGAGGUGUCACCUCUAGGUUUGAGGGUCCAUUGUGGGAUGCUGCUGCCUGCCUUGCCAUCUAAUGGAAAACACAUUGGAAAUUGGAUUUCAAGUUGUUUUCGUUAUUGCGCUUAGAAUGUGUGGAAUUAAAUGGAAUAUUGUGCCUAGCGAUUUGCUUGCUGAGAUUGGACGCAGGCUGUAGCCGAAGGGAAUUCAACAGUAGACAGAAGGGUCUUUUCUUUUUGACCCACUAAAAAAAGUAUAGUAGCCUAUAGAGUGGACCCCAUUCUUGGUUGGAUGUAAUUUCAGUGCACCAGACAACAAAAUGCAAAUAGCCUACAUUUGCCACCAAUACAAUUAUUCAUAAUUAGCCUACAAUUUAAUGAUGGCUAAUAUAAUAUGCACAAAAUAUGUAUGCAUAUGUGUUAAGAUUGCAAUAGAAUAGAGUUGCGCGCUGCACGAAUGUAACGGUCAAGUUAGAUACAACUUUUAAAGUUUUCCAUCAGUGAAACUCACUGCCUUGGACAUUUUUUUGUUUGCUUGCCCCAAUGCCCCUACCAUCCUGCUAUCUUUAGACAUCUCUCUGCUAUAUUCUCAUGGAAAUCAAUUCUGCACAUGGGGGAUUGAAUUUAACAGUUUAAGUGUCUGUGGAGGACAGUGAGUUGAACAACCCUCUCUCAGCUGUUGCUCCAAAGUGUCAAGCCCAGCAGAAAGGAGCUUUUGGCAGGCUGCACAUUUGCUGGGACUGUAGUGUUUGGUGUGGGCGAGAAAAGGACGGGAAGACUGACAAGCCCUACAUUUGCACACCCGGCUGGAAUACAAAAUCCCUUACCCCAAAGGAGCCAGUUGAAACAACGAUAUGCGCAAACGUGUCAAAGUGUAUUAGUCAGGAUUCCCACGCGAAUGUUUGUCAUACAGACUUCUCUUCAGAGAGGGGUCUCUUCAUUAUAGUCCCUCUCUAACCCUGGGUUUGGUUUGCCAGGGAUAAUUAGCCUGUCCCGGAUGAGAUAGAGCAGACUACCACAUAUGACUCACUUAGGCCUACACUGUUAAAAGUAGCAGCAAACUGUUUUGAGACAAUAGGGAUUUUGAUUAUGGAUUAAAAUAAUGUAUUUUAAUCGAGCCAAUUGGAGAUUAGAAUUAGAAGAUAAUUUAACAUAAUUAUCCUAUAGUCACUAAUUACGUUUAAACUAAUUGUUUCUAUUGAAUAGAUUAGAGUAAAACUGGUAGGUACAUAAACGUUUUUAAAGUUUUCAGAGUUGCGUCUCUCUCCGCUCAUGCGUUUAUGGAAUCCAGGGUCCGAACACAGGGUCCCGCGCACCAGACAGAGUGAUAACACUCGGACCAGGGGAAUGUCUGUUGACCACAGACCCAUGACAGGAAGCACAAUUAAACUUGGAUGGAUGAGUUCUUUAACAGCGUAAAAAGUUAGUUGGGUCGAGUUGCUUGGUAUGCAAGCGUAUGGUAACCAUGUCUAGAUUUUCAGUUGCAGUGAAUAAGUCAAGAUGCAAACAUAUUUAUUAUCUGAAAGAUCAUAAUCAAUCCUGGAAUUCUGUUUGGAUUCUACUUGAAAGCGUUUGUAGUGCUUAUCAUUUGUGUUGAUUGAUGCUGCUAGAUUACAAUACUAAAAAAGUAAAUUAAACUGAAAAUAGAGAAGGCCAAAUUAAAAGAAAUCUAAGCAACAAGAAGAGAAAGACUGCACAAUUUCUAUAGAUCUAUAGGCUUAUACAGUAGCCUAAUACAGUUGGCAAGUUUGUAGCCUAGGCCUGUACUUGCCAUUGCCACAGAAAUAGGCUAUUCCAUUUCCGGCGACAUGACAAACAACAAUGUAACUUUCCUGCUGGAGAAAGAAGUUACAGACCGCAGAUGACUGCUUGAUGCAGGCAAAACGUGAACGAUGUCGCCCCCUAGCGACUUCAGUGCCUGAAUUGAAUUCCAGCUCCUCUAGGCAAAGAAUUGACGUUGGCGCCACUAUGCUGAUUCAACCAUGUCCAACGUUUUUAUAAACGUCUUCUGAGACCAAACCAGUGCCAUCACCACCCCUGCUCAUCAAGAUGACUCAAUGUGCGCUUUACAAGACCUGGUGUGCCACAAUAGGCUACAGUUGGAGACAGGAGAAAGCCAGUCAGUUUUACUGCUGUGCUGGAGCAGUAAAAGUCCCUCUAUUGAUUUUAAUUGAUUAAAUUGUAAUGUUUUCCAAAAGGCUUAGGUAGUGGAGACAGGGGUAUCUUCCCCCAUAAAUCAACACAUUUUCACUUAACCUAGACAGAUACUGGUGUUGUUUUUGCAACAUCUGGUGGAACCAUGUCUGACGUGCAAGUAUUUCAACUCUUCCAGCAGAAUUAACCAUCCGUGACCAUGGAUGAAAUGAAGACAUGUCUCAUCAUUGUGUUUGUCUUGUUUGGGUUGUUGUCAGGUAAGAAACUCAUUUAAAUAAGUAAAAUCGUUUAUUGGUUCUUAUCACCUGAUCAUAAUCUGCGUGCGCACAUAACUUGCCUUUUCCUUCCGACAUCACGGUUAAAUAAACAAACCUGUCCAAUGUUUUGUAUUGAUAACACUAUGGACAUUCAGUGAACUGUUGUUUUUUCUAUUAGUUACCCGCGGGCUGGCCCCACCGACCAUUGUAUCAACUGAAGAUGAGUUUGUUCUCGAGCCGCUCUCCGUGUUCAACAUCAGCUGCACCGGUAAAAGGAACGUUGCUUGGGUCGAGCCCCUACCAGAUGACACAUUUGUUUUGCCUGGAUAUUACACGGCCACGCUCUUCAUCUACAACGCUUCUGUGACACACACCGGAAUUUACACCUGCAAAUAUCAAGACAAAGAGGGCGAUGAAUUGGAGGAUGGCGUUGACAAUGAUGCUUUCAUAUACGUUUUCGUCCCAGGUAAAUAUGGUAAAAUUGUUUGUCAUAUCCAUACUCUGUUAUUCUAUUCUAUUAAUUCCCAUAUUCAUAGCUUUUUGACCAAACAACCCUGUUCUUGCCAUGUUGCUCAGAUCCUGAGAUUCCAUUUGUGCCUGAGGAGCCAGAUAGCUUGCUAGUUCCAGUCUAUCCCAAUGGAACCAUCAUCCCCUGCAGGGUGUCAGACCCUCACUCCCUGGUCGUCCUAAAGAGUGCUCCCAGUGGAGUAGAGGUGGACGCAGUUUAUGAGAACAAGAUCGGCUUCAUUGGCAACCUGGAUGCUGGAUUGUACAUCUGUGAGACCACCGUGAAUGGCGUGACAAUGACCAGUGACACCUACACUGUGGAGGCCAACAAACGUAAGGAGUCCAGAUGUUCAUGAUUUGUUUGAUGACAAAUGGCUCUGCUGCUUAGUUUUAAUAUCACUUUGGUUAAAAAAGCUGUCAUCGUUUUUUUCAUGCCUUAGAGCAACAGAUAAGUGAUUGAAUAAGCAUUAGGCCCAGAAAGGGGAUGAUAUUGAGGCCAGCUAUUAACACCCUGGGCUUGUUUACUACUGAGAGUGUGUGUGUGUGUGUGUGUGUGUGUGUGUGUGUGUGUGUGUGUGUGUGUGUGUGUGUGUGUGUGAGAGAGAGAGAUGAGGUGGUCUCACUGCAUGAGAGAGAUGACAUCAUGUCAUUAGUACCGGGGGAGAUGACUUCACAGGGUUGUAGUCAGACACUGAGGAUGUGAUGACAUCAGCCUGCAGUGAAGUCAGAGAGGGGGAUGACCAUGCAGAGGCCUGUAGAUUACCAUAUUGUCCCUGUUGACCGUAUUGCUCCUCCCUACCCUGGUGGUCUGUACAGAGAUGGAGAACGUCCAUGUGGAGGUGAAGGCCAGCGAAGAGGCAGUGAGACUGGGGGAACCCUUCAACAUCACCUGUGUUGCCCCUCCAGGACUGCCCUACCAGCAGCAGUGGCUCCACCCCAGGAAACAGGCAAGGCCUCACCCCCCAUAGCCGCGCGAAGUAGGGGUGCUGCAGCACACCCUGUAAAAUCAGAAUAAAAAAAAGAUUUAGUGCGGGCAAAAAGAUUUGUCCAAAUCCCCCCUUUUUCCCUCAGAACAGCCUCAGUUAGAGAAAAUGCAAUAACAGAAAAAAAGGGAAAGAUUUUCUGUGUAAAAUUUCCAAAUCUGUUUGACUGGUUGUAAGGAAAUAAAAGCUGUGAAAAUGACCCAACACGUUUCUGAUAAGAUUUCAGUUUGGCUUGGAUGCAUAUUUUAUGUGGUUGAAAUACUAUCAGCUUUUGUGAUGCUGAUAAAGAUAGCACCUCUACAGACGGUAUCUAACUGCACAUUCGUAUUCUCUCAAGAUGCUGAAAUAAAUCAAGAAUAUUUCUACACUCCUGUUCUAGAGUCACAAUUUUGCCUACAUUUGGUGUAUCAUUUUCCAGCAAGAAAUGCUUAAUUCUGCAGGAGUUAAUAUUUAGUCUAUGUGAGAGGUUAUAGACUUACAGUCAGAGAGGUUAUAGACUUUCAGUUUUCAUUUAACCCAUCUGAACAGUAGGCUACAGUUCCCUUGACGUGCCAUAGGCCUAUUUGAAGUCCCCGUCUUGUGACUGUCGAAUUUGUGUAGCACCUCACAAUCAUUACACAUAACAUUGCCAGCACUGCUAUCAUCCUCUUUUACCACUUCACCAAAUCUUUCCCAAACUUUUCUGACACUCCCUUUUCUUUAUUUUCAACUCUCCACUUCACAGCUUUUCGCUUCUUGAAUAAAUCUCAGACAUGAUCCUAUUUGCCUGCUUAGAUCGAUGUUAACCUUUUCUGCCCGUUCCCAAAAGCAUUUGGCGAUUGGCAUGUAGGCUACAGUGGCUUGCGAAAGUAUUCACCCCCCUUGGCAUUUUUCCUAUUUUGUUACCUUACCUGGAAUUAAAAUGGAUUUUUGGUGGGUUUGUAUCAUUUGAUUUACACAACAUGCCUACCAUUUUGAAGAUGCAAAAUAUUUUUUUGGGGUGAAACAAAAAAAAACAGAACACUUGAGCAUGCAUAACUAUUCACCCCCCCAAAGUCAAUACUUUGUAGAGCCACCUUUUGCAGCAAUUACAGCUGCAAGUCUCUUGGGGUAUGUCUCUAUAAGCUUGGCACAUCUAGCCACUAGGAUUUUUGCCCAUUCUUCAAGGCAAAAUUGCUCCAGCUCCUACAAGUUGGAUGGGUUCCGCUGGUGUACAGCAAUCUUUAAAUCAUACCACAGAUUCUCAAUUGGAUUGAGGUCUGGGCUUUGACUAGGUCAUUCCAAGACAUUUAAAUGUUUCCCCUUAAACAACUCGUGUUACUUUAGCAGUAUGCUUAGGGUCAUUGUCCUGCUGGAAGGUGAACCUCCGUCCCAGUCUCAAAUCUCUGGAAGACUGAAACAGGUUUCCCUUAAGAAUUUCCCUGUAUUUAGCGCCAUCCAUCAUUCCUUCAAUUCUGACCAGCUUCCCAGUCCCUGCCAAUUAAAAACAUCCCCACAGCAUGUUCUCGGGGUGAUGAGAGGUGUUGGGUUUGCGCCAGACAUAGCUCAAUUUUAGUCUCAUCUGACCAGAGUACCUUCUUCCAUAUGUUUGGGGAGUCUCCCACAUGCCUUUUGGCGAACACCAAACAUGUUUGCUUAUUUUUCUCUUCAAGCAAUGGCUUUUUUCUGGCCACUCUUCCGUAAAGCCCAGCUCUGUCGAUUGUACGGCUUAAAGUGGUCCUAUGGACAGAUACUCCAAUCUCCGCUGUGGAGCUUUGCAGCUCCUUCAGGGUUAUCUUUGGUCUCUUUGUUGCCUCUCUGAUUAAUGUCCUCCUUGCCUGGUCUGUGAGGUUUGGUGGGCGGCCCUCUCUUGGCAGGUUUGUUGUGGUGCCAUAUUCUUUCAAUUUUUUAAACGUUUCUGAUAUUUGUUUAUAACCCAACCCUGAUCUGUACUUCUCCACAACUUUGUUCCUGACCUGUUUGGAGAGGUCCUUGGUCUUCAUGGUGCCGGUUGCUUGGUGGUGCCCCUUGCUUAGUGGUGUUGCAGACUCUGGGGCCUUUCAGAAAAGGUGUAUAUAUACUGAGAUCAUGUGACAGAUCAUGUGACACUUAGAUUGCACACAGGUGGACUUUAUUUAACUAAUUAUGUGACUUCUGAAGGUAAUUGGUUGCACCAGAUCUUAUUUAGGGGCUUCAUAGCAAAGGGGGUGAAUACAAAUGCACGCACCACUUUUCCGUUAUUUAUUUUUGAGAUAUUUUUGAAACAAGUUAUUUUUUUCAUUUCACUUCACCAAUUUUGACUAUUUUGUGUAUGUCCAUUACAUGAAAUCCAAAUAAAAAUCCAUUUAAAUUACAGGUUGUAAUGCAGCAAAAUAGGAUAAACGCCAAGGGGGAUGAAAACUUUUGCAAGGCACUGUAUUUGGCACAAAUACAGUCAGGCCCUAAAGUUUAGGCUUAGGCACUAAUGCCAAAUAGCCUAAAAUAAUGAAAGAAAAACCUGAAUGUAGCCUAUAGAUAUAAAUUGCACAAGAAUGAUACAUUUAUGGAUUUUUUAAAAGUAUUGUUUUCUCUUUAUUCAAACCCGCCCGCCUGCAACCCACCCACCCUUCAUCCACACAAUAUUGAAUUACCCUAAACCCGCCUGCCCUGCGGAUAUAACCAUGGGGAUUAUGAGUCAACCAGCGCAUCACUAAUACGCACCACCUCCUCGUAACCCCAGUGAACUGUGUGGAUGUGUUUGACCAUUGAGUGUGUGUUAGGUUCAUGUUAUGUUUAUGUGAGAUAAUGAGAGUGUGUCCAUUCAUGUGUAUAGUCAUGCAUAAUUUAGUUAAUUUAAGUUUGUGUGCCAGUGUAAAUGAUAGUGUGGAUAGUGGAUAUAUAUUUUGUCUGAAGUGAUAGUCUGUGUGUGUGUGUGCACCUAUGUCUUUGUGUGCACUGUUCAGUAAUCCCCACAGCGCAUUGUGACCGAGCGGCUGUUUUAGUGAUGGGAUUCCUAAGCCCUUUUCCAGAGACAGUUAGGGUAAGAAGAGCGCCGGACUCCUGACUCCUGGCUUUGGUCUCAGCUGCAAUUACAGGCAUUUAAAGGCCCUGGGGUCCUGAUUUGUCUCCUGUGGACCAGCAAGUGUUUUCACCAUCAGCUUACAGACCGAUAUAGAGGCAUACUGCUCCGACAUACAGAAUUAAACACUAAACCUGUAAAAAGGUGGAGAAAAGCAUAGAGACAAGAUAUAUUAUUUCCUAGAGAUGGGUAUAGACGGUGUGUAUGUGUAUGCAUGUGUGUGUGUGUGUGUCUAUGGUGUAUUUCAUCUCCCUUCAUCUUUUUCCUCUAUGUAGGCUGUGGAUGCAGUCCAGAUGAAGCAGACUCUGCCUGAUAGAGUGGUAUACACCCUCAGUAUCCCAGCAGCCACCUCUCAGGAUAGUGGGGUGUAUGAGUGCUCCAUCACCAACAACUUCAGUAGCGAGAUCAGAGCCAACAGGGUGGCUGUCACUGUCUUCGGUACACUCUCACCUCCUUAUGGCCAAUCAAAAACUCAUUUUGAGAACAUACACUACCGGUUAAAAGUUUUAGAACACCAACUCAUUCAAGAGUUUUUCUUUAUUUUGACUAUUUUCUACAUUGUAGAAUAAUAGUGAAGACAUGAAAUAACACAUAUGGAAUCAUGUAGUAACCAAAAAAGUGUUAAACAAAUCAAAAAAUAUUUUAUAUUUGAGAUUCUUCAAAUAGCCACCCUUUGCCUUGAUGACAGCUUUGCACACUCUUGGCAUUCUCUCAACCAGCUUCACCUGAAGGAGUUCCCACAUAUGCUGAGCACUUGUUGGCUGCUUUUCCUUCACUCUGCGGUUCGACUCAUCCCAAACCAUCUCAAUUUGGUUGAGGUCGGGGGAUUGUGGAGGCCAGGUCAUCUGAUGCAGCACUCCAUCACUCUCCUUCUUGGUAAAAUAGCGCUUACACAACCUGGAGGUGUGUUGGGUCAUUGUCCUGUUGAAAAACAAAUGAUAGUCCCACUAAGCCCAAACCAGAUGGGAUGGCAUAUCGCUGCAGAAUGCUGUGGUAGCCAUGCUGGUUAAGUGUGCCUUGAAUUCUAAAUAAAUCACAGACAGUGUCACCAGCAAAGCACCCGCACACCAUAACACCUCCUCCUCCAUGCUUUACUGUGGGAAAUACACAUGCAGAGAUCAUCCGUUCACCCACACUGCGUCUCACAAAGACACGGCGGUUGGAACCAAAAAUCUCCAAUUUGGACUCCAGACCAAAGGACACAUUUCCACCAGCUUAAUGUCCAUUGCUCGUGUUUCUUGGCCCAAGCAGGACUCUUCUUAUUAUUGGUGUCCUUUAGUAGUGGUUUCUUUGCAGCAAUUUGACCGUGAAGGCCUGAUUCACGCAGUCUCCUCUGAACAGUUGAUGGUAACUCUAAUGAACUUAUCCUCUGCAGCAGAGGUAACGCUGGGUCUUCCUUUCCUGUGGCGGUCCUCAUGAGAGCCAGUUUCAUCACAGCGCUUGAUGGUUUUUGCAACUGUACUUGAAGAAACUUUCAAAGUUCUUGAAAUGUUCCAUAUUGACUGACCUUCAUGUCUUAAAGUAAUGAUGGACUGUCUUUCCUCUAUGCUUAUGUGAGCUGUUCUUGACAUAAUAUGGACUUGGUCUUUUACCAAAAAGGGCUAUCUUCUGUAUACCCCCCUACCUUGUCACAACACAACUGAUUGGCUCAAACACAUUAAGAAAGAAAGAAAUUCCACAAAUUAACUUUUAACAAGGCACACCUGUUAAUUGAAAUGCAUUCCAGGUGACUACCUCAUGAUGCUUGUUGAGAGAAUGCCAAGAGUGUGCAAAGCUGUCAAGGCAAAGGGUGGCUAUUUGAAGAAUCUCAAAUAUAAAAUAUAUUUUGAUUUGUUUAACACUUUUCUGGUUACUACAUGAUUCCAAAUGUGUUAUUUCAUAGUUUUGAUGUCUUCACUAUUAUUCUACAAUGUAGAAAAUAGUAAAAAUAAAGAAAAACCCUUGAAUGAGUAGGUGUUCUAAGACUUCUGACCGGUAGUGUAUGUGCAAUAUCUAUUACCAGUCAAACCAUGCAUUGUAGACAUUUUCUCUCAAGACAUUGCCUAUCCUUCAACAGCAUUAAUAUUUACUACCAAUACCACUUAGUUGUAGAUGUAUUAAACAGAAAUGACUUGGGAUCCAUUUGAUACUUCUUGGAUUAAGUAUUUAAAAGUAGUCUCCUUGAAUUCACAUAAAGGCGUAGAGUUAAUUCAUCCUGCCUGUCAGUGUCAGUAUGACGUGCUAGAGGGAACGGCUGCUUUAUGGGAGGGCUUCAACAGCCCCAAUGCUUUAUGGGUUUGCUUCAACAGAUGUGUGCCAGAAUUACAUUGAUCUUUUUCUGUUUCUCAUCCUUCCUUCUGUGUCCCAACUCUAUCACUCUCUCUUUCUUCUUUCUCUUUCUCUUCAUCACUAUACCUCUCCCUCUGCUCCCCUCUCUUUUCCACCCUUCUCUUUGUAGAGGAGAACUCCUUUGUGACGUUGGACCACAGUGGGAUUGGAGUGGUGGAGUUUGUCAGUAUGAUGGAGGAGACAGAGUUCACCAUCAAUAUUGCAGCCUUCCCUGCCCCUAAAGUCACCUGGAUGAAAGACGGUAUCGCCAUCACUGAGAACAGCUACUUCCUCACCAAGACCAGCCAUCUGGAGGGCAACCAGUAAGAUCAUAACAUCUGUUUAUAGCAAAGCUGUUUUUUGCGUGGCUUUGGCUCUGUAUGGUGUGUGCUGAACUGAGCUAAGUGGUUCUCUGCCCAUCUUUCAGGUAUCAGAGCACUCUGACUCUUCGGCAGCCACUAGAGGAGGACAGUGGUAACUACACCAUUAUGGUCCUCAGCAGCCCUCACACUGCCCAGUUCUCUUUCACCCUCAAAGUGAAAGGUGAGUAAAACCUCAAACCAAGUGAAAAUGCGUGUGAACAUGCAUUUAUGUUUCUAUGUGUUCAAAUGUGUUAGGAAUUGUGAAUGUGUCAGUGUGCGUGUUUUAUCUCAGGAUCAUCCUAAAUUUGACCAUAUGUCUGCCUGUGUGUGCCUUCCAGCCUCAGGCCCAGUACUGUUCCAGCCAGCCUCAGCCCCGGUGCUGUUCCCCCAGAGAGAGGAGAUGGUUGUUCCCCUCCACACCCCCUUCACGCUGACAUGCAGGGGCGAGGCCGAGCUGGCCUGGGACAUGCCCGUCUACCAAUCAGAGCAGACCGAUGAGGACAACAGCGGCCUGUUCGUCACGACAGUUACCGUAGAGAAUGCCACUGCAGCCCACACUGGCUUCUACACCUGCUUCUACAACGGAGGGAACUCCACUGAGGAGGGAGAGGACAGCAGCAUCUACAUAUAUGUGCCAGGUAUAGGGAAGACAGCACUGUGGUGUUGGAGUUAAAUCUAUGGAAGAAGUUUGAAUAAUUAGAAACUUACUAUGCCCUCUUCUCACCCCCUCAGAUCCAGAGGUGCCCUUCGUCCCCUCUCUGGUGCCCUUUGGCAACCACGUCCUGAAUGGUCACGAUGAGAUGGAGAUCCAGUGUCGCGUGUCGGACCCCAGUGCCAAUGUGACCCUGGUCAACACUGAUACCCAGCAGGCCGUGCCCAUGAUGGUCUACGACAGCAAGAGGGGAGCCGUGGGCUUCUUCAGCGCAGGAACCUACGUCUGCAAGGCCCUCAUCAAUGGAGAGGAGCAUCUCAGUGAGGAGUACAUCGUCCAUGGCUGGGCAGGGGGGUUAGAGCUGCAUGUGGAGCUGAAGGCUCAGAAGACUGCCCUCUUGGUGGGAGACACCAUCACUGUCUCCUGUGUGGCCCGGGGGUCUGAGAUACUGGAAGACCACUGGAAGUACCCUGGAAAACUGGUAAACAACAGCACAUACUGUAUAUACUGUAGUUAUUACUCUCUUCUUGGAGAGCACAUUAAUUGAUUCAUUUAAAAAUGCAUUUGUUUGUUUGAUUAAAAUGGGUCUAACUUGUGUGUGUGUCCUGUGUGUGUGUCAGGCGAACCGUGGCUUGAAGUCGGUGCGUGAGAAUAAGAGGGACCAGGAGAUCCAGUACAUCAUGACUGUCCCCCAGGCCUCAGCCAAAGACAGCGGCAUCUACGCCUGCUCCAUCACUGACAUCAUCAGCAAUGAGAGCCAGACCAAGGAGCUGGCCAUCACUGUCUAUGGUACGUUUGUGUCACUGUUUAUUAACUUAGUAACAAGGCAAUAAUCUUGGUUUAUCAUCUUGCUUGAACUGGUAGAUUGUUCUAACUAGCUGUGACCUGUACAUAUUUUAUUAAUGGUUCUCUCUCCAUUUUCUGUCCUGACAGAGAGCCCAUUUGUGUCGCUGCACCCUGCAUUUAGUUCUCAGGAGUCAGCAGAGCUGGAUGAGAGCAGAGAGUUCCGGGCCGACAUUGACUCCUUCCCCAGCGCCCAGCUCACAUGGCUCAAAGAUGGCCUCCCCCUCAACUACGUGGCGGCUGAGAUAACCACCAGCCUCCAGCAGCUCAACGAGACCAGGUGAGACUUCCUCUGACAUGACUCAACACUGACUGAAGAGAUAGGAUAUACCACUGUCCUGCACACUAAACUCUGUGGCUUAUAACAGGUUCCCAGUUCACCUAGGAUGUUCAGAUGUCUAUUAUUAAGGUCUGGUGUUGUGAGAUGUUAGAGUGGAACUAGUCUCUCGUGACAGACUUAACAGCGAGCACAUGAGAUUAGAGUGUAACCAUACAUGGUGUUUUGUCUCUGUAGGUACCAGAGUGUUCUGACCCUGAUCCGGGCCAAGGAGGAGGACAGUGGGAACUACACCAUCAGAGUGCAGAACGGGAACCACACCCACAGCCACAGCUUCAGCCUGCAGGUCAAAGGUGAGGCAGAGGAAUGCUCCAACCCCUCAAUUUGCAUUUACCUUUAUCUCACUGACACCAGUGGUCCCAUACUCCCAUAACUUUCGGACCCUCUCUCUUUGACCCCUUUUCUCUGUUUCUCUUUUUUCUCUCUCUCUUCCUCUCUUCCUCUCUCUGUAUUGUGGUCUGAGCCCCUGUUCUCUCUCUGUCUGUGUCCAGUACCCGCAGUCAUCGUGGACCUGAUGGACGUCCACCAUGGCUCAGACUCAGGCCAGUCUGUAGUGUGUAUCGCUGGAGGCAUGCCCACUCCUGAGGUGGAGUGGUUCAUCUGCAAGAACAUAAAACAGUAAGGAUACCCUCUCACAACCCCACCUUCUUCCUUUUCAUCUCUCCAUUCUCUCUCUUUCACUCCGACAAUAGCCAGUUUUCUUCCUUAAAAUUCACAUACACCUACUACUGUACAUUGUUCACCUCUACCUGGCCACUUCAUAUGCUGCUAUGCCCAAUGUGACAAUGUAAUGGUAAAAGGUCUUUACACUUUCUUCCUACCCUGUCCAGCUGUGCCAACGACUCGUCUCAGUGGGUGCCCCUGCCUACCAACGACACAGAUGUCACUGUGGAAGCACAUUUUGAUCAGGACAACCAGCUGAAGAGCCAGCUGAUCUUCGUGCAUCUUGAGAACACUCUGGCCGUCCGCUGCCUGGCCAGGAACGAGAUGGCCGUCGUCAGCAGGGAGGUCAAGCUGGUGUCACAAGGUGAGACAUACACUCACAAAGUCACACUUACACACCUCCUCUCUCAGUUACAGUGCCUAUAGAAAGUCUACACCCGAUUAACUUUUUUUCACAUUCUUCUGCGUUACAAUGUAGGAUUGAAAUGGAUUUAAUUGUAAAAAAAAUGACAUGUAUCUACACAGAAUACUCCAUGUCAAAGUGAAAAGAAAAUACUACACAUUUUUACACAUUAAUACAAAUUAAAUAACUAAAAUAGUUGUUGCAUAAGUAGUCACCCCCUUUGUUUAGGCAAGCCUAAAUUAGUUCAGAGGUAAAACUUGGCUUAACAAAUCACAUAAGUUAUAUGGACUCACUGUGUGAAAUAAUAAAGGUUGACAUGUUUUUGUAAUGACUACACCUUCCUCUGUCUCCCAUACAUAUAACAUCUGUAAGGUCCCUCAGUCAAGUAUUGAAUUUCAAGCAGAGAUUCAACUAUAAAUACCAGGGAGCUUUUCGAAAGCCUCAUAAAGAAGGGCAGUGAUCGUUAGAUGGGUAAAAAUAACAAAUCAGACUUUGAAUAUCUCUUUAAGCAUGGUCAAGUUAAUAAUAAUUCUGUGGAUGAUGUAUUAAACCACCCAGAUACAUCAAAGAUGCAGUCGUCCUUCUGAACUGAGCUGGAGGACAGGAAGGAAACUGCUUAGGGAUGUCACCAUGAGGCCAUUGGUGAUUUUAAAUUAGCUACAGAAUUCAAUGGCUGUAAUGGAUGAAGGAUGGAUCAAGAACAUUGUAGUGACUCCACAAUAAUGACCUAAAUGACAGAGUGAAAAGAAGAAUACAAAUAUACAGAAUACAAAUAUUCCAAAACGUGCAUAUGUAUGCAACAGGGCACUGAAGUAAUACUGCAAAAAAACACUGAAAGGAAUAAACUUUUUGGCCUAAAUGCAAAGCCUUAUGUUUGGGGCAAAUCCAACACAACACAUCACUGAGUAACUGCCUCCUUGUUUUCAAGCAUGGUGGUGGCUGCAUCAUGGUAUGGAUAUGCUUGACAUCGGCAAAGACUGGGAAGUUUUUCAGGAUGAAAAGAGACGGGAUGGAGCUAAGCACAGGCAAAAUCCUAGAGGAAACCUGGUUCAGUCUGCUUUCCACGAGACACUGAGAGAGGAAUUCACCUUUCAGUAGGACAAUAACCUACAACACAAAGCAAAAUCUACACUUGAGUUGCUUACCAAGAAGACAGUGAAGUGGCCAAGUUACCGUUUUGACUUAAAUCUGCUUGAAAAUCUAUGGCAAGACUUGAAAAUUGCUGUCUAGCCAUGAUCCCCAACACCUUGACAGAGCUUGAAGAAUUUUGAAAAUAAUAAUGGACAAUACAGGUGUGCAAAGCACUCAUGAGACUUACCCAAGGAGACUCGCAGAUGUAAUCGCUGCCAACAGUGUUUCUAACAUGUAUUAACUCAGGGGAGUGAAUACUUAUCUAAUCAAGGUAUAUUAGUGUUUUAUUUUUCAUUAAUCUUAAAAAAAUGUUAGAAUUUUUCUUCCACUUUGACAUUAGAGUAUUUUCUGUAGAUCGUUGACAAAAAAAUGACAAUUAAAUCCAUUUUAAUCCCACUUUUUAACAUAAUAAAAAAGAAAUCCAAGGGGGGUGUAGACUUUCUAUAGGCACUGUCCAACAGACAUGGUUGGCAUAGUGUGGUGACUAGAUGUACAGUAUCUUAGUUUGCCUGCUACAGUAUAUUUUCUUCCUGCUAUAGUCUCCUCUUUUAAUAGCUAGUAUCUUCCUGUAGUUGCGUCCCUUUGUGACACUUUAAGUGUGAUAGGCAUUGAAGAGACUGUGCUGGGCUGUCAGUGUUGAGGCAGCUGUCUGGUAAAUUGUGUGUGGUGGGGCAAAUUGUGUGUGGUGGGGCAGCUGAUCACAGACUUUCAUUGUGCAGCUGUGUGUUAGCCUGGGAUACUUAUACUGUGAAAAGUAAAGCCCAGGUAGCUUUGGUCAUUUGGCCGCUCCAGCUGUGCCCCAAACCCAACCCCGCCCCACUCCCUAAACCCUUCAGCAGACCUUUUGGUCCUGAUAAUCCUGAGACCCCACUGGCUUGGUUUAUUGGGUGUGAGGCACGAUGCUGAACUAAACCAUUUAAAUAGAGUAUUUGGAUUGCCAUGAUGAAGUUCUUUAUAUUUUACCUCAUGUUUUUUUGUUGUUGAUAAUUCAUCAAACUAACAUUCCCAUAUUGACUUACAUUGACUUCUCCAUGUUGUUUUCUCUCUGUGGCAUUCUCCAUGUUGUGCUCUCCAUAUCAUGUAUGUGUGGUGGUUCUCCUCCUGAACAGGCCCCCACUCUGAGCUGCCUGUAACUGCUGCUGUCUUGGUGCUGCUGGUCAUUGUCAUCAUCUCACUCAUUGUCCUGGUCAUUAUCUGGAAACAGGUACAGCAGAUCACCACUUCCCCUCACACACGCACAAACUCGCUCACUCACUCGCCGACUCAUUCUCUCAUUGACUCAUUAAAUCACCCACCUACACUUUAACAAGUGUCUUAGAGCAGUGUUUCCCAACUCCGGUCCUCCAGUAUCCCCCAACAGUACACCUUUUUAUUGUAGCCCCGGACAAGCACACCUGAUUCAACUUGUCAACUAAUUAUCAAGCCCUCGAUGAGUUCAAUCAGGUAUGUUUGCCCGGGGAUACAACCAAAAUGUGUACUGUUGGGGGGACUGGAGGACCAGAGUUGGGAAACACUGCUCUAAAGCCUAUGUAUGGAUCUGUUUAUCUAUGUCCUCUGUCCUACAGAAGCCUCGCUAUGAGAUCCGCUGGAGGGUGAUAGAGUCAGUGAGCCCUGAUGGUCAUGAGUACAUCUACGUUGACCCCAUGCAGCUGCCAUAUGACUCCAGAUGGGAGUUCUCUCGCGAUGGGCUCGUACUGGGUGAGAGCCGACUGCACUGCUUCCUCUCUCUGUGGUCUUACUGUGGUCAUGUUCUGGUCAGAGUGUCACAUCACCGUGGUCGUGUUCUGGUCAGGCUGUGGUCUGGAUGUCUCCCUCUGGUCUUUGAAGUGAAGAUGUGAUAAGGCUAUCUGGCCUGGCAGACAGGGGAGGCUGGGACAUGGUGCCUGGAUUUGGGUUGUGACUCACUGACCAAAGGGAAUCUCACUCACUGGGGAACUGGGGAAGUCACAGAUGAGAGGGAAGAGGCAGACGUGUGUGUCAAAUAAAAUCGUAUUUUAUUUGUCACAUGCUUCGUAAACAACAGGUGUAGACUAACAGUGAAAUGCUUACUUACGGGUCCUUUUCAAACAAUGCAGAGUUAAAGAUAAACAUAAAAUAUAUAAAAUAUAAAUAGUGACACAAGGAAUAAAUACAGAGUGAAUAACAAUAACGAGUGAACAUAACAUGGCUGUAUACAGGGAGUAGUAACGAGUCGAUGUGCAGGGUACGAGGUAAUUGAGGUAGCUAUGUACUGUACAUAUAGGUAGGGGUCAAGUGACUAGGUAACAGCGUAUGUGAUGAGUGUGAAAGUGUGUGUGUGUGUGGCGUCAGUAUGCAUGUGUGUGCAUGUUAUGUGUGUGUGUGGGCAUAUGUACUGUGUGUAGGUAUGUGUGUGUUGGAGUGUCAGUGUGAGUAUGUGUGAGUUUGUGGGUAGAGUCCAGUGUGUGUGCAUAGAGUCAGUGCUUGAGAGUGUGUGUGUGUGUGUGUUUGCCUGUCUGUCUAUGUUUGUGUAUUUGUUUACCCUCCAUGUUAACUGAUCAUGUGCCAUGUCUGCUGUGUCUGCAGGUCGUGUCCUGGGCUCUGGGGCGUUUGGGAAGGUGGUGGAGGGAACUGCAUACGGACUCAGCCGCUCCCAGCCCGUCAUGAAGGUGGCUGUGAAGAUGCUGAAACGUGAGUUGACCACAGACAGCUGUAGAGUUGACCACAGACAGCUAUAGAGUUGACCACAGACAGCUAUAGAGUUGACCACAGACAUCUAUAGAGUUGACCACAGACAGCUAUAGAGUUGACCACAGACAGCUAUAGAGUUGACCACAGACAGCUAUAGAGUUGACCACAGACAGCUAUAGAGUUGACCACAGACAGCUAGAGUUGACCACAGACAGCUAUAUAGUUGACCACAGACAGCUAUAGUUGACCACAGACAGCUAUAGAGUUGACCACAGACAGCUAUAGAGUUGACUAUAGACAGCUAUACAGACAGCUAUAGAGUUGACCACAGACAGCUUACGUUGUGAUUGAUGAAACAAUGGCAGUCAUUGAUGGAUCUUGUUAAUGAUUAAUUGAUUGUGUGUGAUGGACCGAUAGAUGCGGUGUGAUUGAUUGAAGGUUGAUUUAUUGUUUUUCUGUUUCGCGUUGUAGCCACGGCCCGCUCCAGUGAGAAACAGGCCCUGAUGUCAGAGCUGAAGAUCAUGACUCACCUGGGCCCUCACCUCAACAUCGUCAACCUGCUGGGGGCCUGCACCAAGUCAGGUGACUGCACACAAACACACACACACACUUACAGAAAUACAGUGGUGUAAAGUACUUAAGUAAAACUACUUUAAAGUACUACUUAAGUCGUUUUUUGGGGUAUCUGUACUUUACUUUACAAUUUAUAUUUUUGACUACUUUUACUUCACUACAUUCCUAAAGACAAUAAUGUACUUUUUCCUCCAUACAUUUUCCCUGACACCCAAAAAUACUCGUUACAAUUUGAAUGCUUAGCAGGACUGGAAAAUGGUCCAAUGCACGCAUUUAUCAAGAGAACCUCCCAUGUCAUCCCUACUGCCUCUGAUCUGGCAGACUCACUAAGCACAAAUGCUUUGUUUGUAAAUGAUGAGUGUUGGAGUGUGCCCUUGGCUAUCUGUAAAUUUCAAAAACAAGAAAAUGGUGCCGUCUGGUUUGCUUAAUAUAAGGGAUUUUAAAUUAUUUAUACUUUGACAUUUACUUUUGAUACUUAAGUAUAUUUAAAACCAAAAACUUUUAGACUUUUACUCAAGUAGUAUUUUAUUGGGUGACUUUCACUUUUACUUGAGUCAUGUUAUAUUAAGGUAUCUUUUCUUUUACUCAAGGAUGACAAUUGGGUACUUUUUCCACCACUGCAGAUAUGCACACACUCACACACACACAUAUGGUUUUGACAGCCAAGACAGGCAGUUGCCAUUCCUCUGGGCCGAUGGUGGGUGUGGUAUUUUAAUAGUGUUUUUAUGAGUAUAAAGGCUUGCCCUCUUGGCGUAGCUUUUAGCCUUUAUGAGCCUCUGAUAAGUUUAGCCAGCAGACUGACGCUUGUGUCUCUAUCCCUCUGCUCUGUUCCCAUGCAGGCCCCACCUACAUCAUCACUGAGUACUGCUUCUAUGGAGACCUGGUCAAUUACCUGCACAAGAACAGAGAGAACUUCCUCAGCCUGCACCCAGAGAAGACCAAGAAAGACCUGGACAUCUUUGGCAUCAACCCUGCAGAUGAGAGCAGCAGGAGGUAAAGAGACAUAGGAUCAGCUGCAGAAACACACACACACAUGGGCGCACACACACACGGACACACACAGGCACGGACACGCACAGGCACGGGCGCGCACACACACAUGCACUAGCACGCACGCUUGCACACACACCCCCUAUGUCGUGUGUCCCCCUCCUCAGUCCCUGCUCCCCUCUCCCCCACUCAGUCAUUCUGUCUCAUUGACGCAGCAUUCUACUGCAGGCUCUCAGUAACAUAACGUAACCCUACCCCAGUCUUCCUCAUGGCUGAGGAGGUCGUCUGUCGUCUUCCACUAAUCAAAUCUGUGUCUGAAGUGGUGCUCGGCUUUCAGCCUAAUCACAUGACUGUUGUUUGGGUACCUGUUAAUGGUCUCUGUCCAGACGAGCAUGGGGGAAACACUAGGAGAGGCCUGCCUGCUCCUCUCUACUCUGCUGAUCUGUGUUGACGGAUGACUCACAAUGACCACAUCUCAGAGUGACCACACCAUGAUUUAAUCUCUACCACCCUGACCAUCAACCGCACCCUCUGUAGGGGGAACCUCAGGACAUACAUUGGGUGUCCUUUGAGAAUGGUGAUUCUAACAUGGUUGUUGUUGUCUUUCUACCAACCUCCUCCCUCCCUCCUUCCCUGCAGCUAUGUGAUCCUGUCCUUUGAGAGUGGUAAAGGGGACUACAUGGAGAUGAAGCAGGCAGACACCACGCAGUACGUGCCCAUGCUGGAGAUGAGUGAUGCCUCCAAGUAUUCCGACAUCCAGAGGUCUGAAUAUGACCACCCACCAUCACAGAAGGGUGGUGAGUACACAGUCGGACAGUCUCUCUCUCUCUCUCUCUCUCUCUCUCUCUCUCUCUCUCUCUCUCUCUCUCAGCUUGCGUUGGCUGAAGUGCAGGGUUUUAGUCAGCGCUGGUUGGGUUGGUUGAGGGGUCCAGCCUGUAAUUAUAUAGCAAGGGUAAUUGUAGCAGACACAUAAUAAUGCGUAUUUCUCCCUUCCAUUAGGAAAAGCCAGGUUACAGCGGCCAGUUCUAUAUUUACAUGCACAUAAACAUACAAACACACACUUUAUUCACUCACUCAUAGACAGACUGAAGCUUAAUGUCUGUAUAUGUUUGUUUUUCUGAUCCAGAUAAUGAGAUGGACAGCCUGCUGUCAGAGGACGGCAACGAGGGCCUCAGCACCACAGACCUGCUCAGCUUUACCUACCAGGUGGCCAGAGGCAUGGAGUUCCUGUCCUCUAAGAACGUGAGUGGGACCAAGGGCUGGGAAUGAAUGGAGAUCAGUGGGACAUGAUAUUAGGUCAGUGCAGUGGCUGGGGAUAACAGGCCAAUGUCAUACAAUACAAUAGCUAUUCUGAGACCAAGGUCUCUUUUACAGAUGAGCCCUGAAUUACAUAAAUUACAUAAAAUAUAAAAUAUAAAUACAAAAUGCAAGCAGAAAGAAAGAAAAACACAGUCAUAAAAAAACAAAUGCAUUCAUCAGUAAUACGGUCCUCAAUCAGCUUUCUGAAUUGCCCUAGAGGCACCAAAACAUCAGGCUGUACAUUUCAUCUUGAUGUUCUGGUGUUGUUCGGGCAAUUUAAAGUAUUGAUUGGGGACUUAUUUGUGGAGGAAUGUAACAGUUUUUCUGCAUGAUUUGUGAUGUUUUAUUUGUGCUUCCCAUGACUGUGUUUUUGUAUUUAGGUUGGGUAUAAUGUGUAUAUUUAUGAUUUAUGUAGUAUAUACAGGGCAGAUUUGUAAAAGAGACCUAGGUCUCAAUAUGUCUUCCCUGUUAAAAUAAAGGUAAAAAUAAACAAAAAACAUAUAAACUUUAACAACAUUUUGAAGAUUUCUCCACAAAUAAGGUGCAAGAAAACUUAAAGCUGAUUUACCUAACUCAGUAGAGACCAAGGGGAUGUACAGAUGAUAUCAACUAGAGGUACAGAAAUGAGCCUAGGAUACCAUAGCCAUCUUUUAAUGGCCUGACUUUGCAACGAAGGAAGGACGUGAUGGUCACAUGAUUCCAUUGGCUUAGCAGAAGCUUGUGCCACUGGCAAGCUUGUUCUGACCUCUAUUGGUACACAGCAGGGAGUGGGUCGGUUGCCACGUCAACCCUGCCGUCUGCAUGUUCCAGUGGUAACCACGGUAAUGAUGGCAGGCAGGUUGUGGGCUGCUGUUGUGCUUGAUGACAGCUGUGAAAGCCAAGAGGUUGGCUAAAUCAGGGGUUCUGUGAUAAGCGGCCCUGUGAAGGCUGAGCUCACUGCUCAGGAGACAGGCCAGGUCUUUAUAUAGAACACCCAGUAGGCUGGAAUUACACUGGGUACAAAGAAGCUAUAAGCUCCUCAUACAGCCUCCUAGUUAUUAUCCCUGAAUAUCCCCUGGUCAGGAGUGGUCAGUCAAGGCCGUCUCUUAGGCUGGCCUGUUGAUAUAAAGCCACCCUGUAAAACAUGAGGAGGAAAGAAAGAAUUUUAAAAAAGGGAGAACAUACAAAUGGUUUCUUUGAAUUGAGAUUCAUUAAAUGCUGAAUGAGUGAUUGAAUUCAUUCUCUGUGUGUCUGUUUUGCGGUGCAGUGUGUGCAUCGAGACCUAGCUGCCAGGAAUGUCCUGCUCUCUCAGGGGAAGAUAGUGAAGAUCUGUGACUUUGGCCUGGCCAGAGACAUCAUGCAUGACAACAACUAUGUCUCCAAAGGCAGUGUGAGUAUUUCUCUAGGACCAUACUGGCUGUUUGUGUGCCCUAAGCAUAGACAUGUAUCCUGCUUGUUCAUGUUAGCACUCCAUUAUAUUCCACUAUUGUAGUGUCCGUUAUGUGAGUGCAGUGUAUUUGAUCCAUCUGCUGUGUGUGUUGACCAUAGACCUUCCUGCCAGUGAAGUGGAUGGCUCCUGAGAGUAUCUUUGACAAUAUGUACACCACUCUCAGUGAUGUCUGGUCCUACGGCAUCCUCCUCUGGGAGAUCUUCUCUCUAGGUGAGGCUCAGCUGACCUCAAAUCUGUGACAGAGACACAUCUUCAGAAGCAUGUUAAGGAGACAUCUGACUCCAGAUCAGUGUGUUGACAGUGAUACUGGUGUUUGCUGGUGUACUGAUUGCAGUGUGUUUGUGUUAAAGGUGGCACCCCAUACCCAGGGAUGGUAGUGGACUCCAGCUUCUACAACAAGAUCAAGAGUGGCUACAGGAUGGCCAAACCUGAGCACGCCCCCGCUGAUGUGUAUGUACAUAUUUUUUAUAUAAUUAUACAUUUUGUUGUGUGCAUUUUGUUGAAACACUUUUUAUGCCAAAACACUUUCUAAAACACUAGAUCAGAUAACAUUUUCCCAUACGUCAUGCAAAUACUAUGGAAUGCUACUACUGCUGUAAAUGUCUAACGCACAGUACUAAACUGUGAUAUACAAUGCCAUGACAUGACUGUUAUACCAUGGCGUUUCACUCCCUGUACUGUUUGUCCUGUUCUCUCUGUUUAAAUAGCGUGUUUUCCCUCCUCCAGGUAUGAGAUGAUGAUAAAGUGUUGGAACAGUGAGCCUGAGAAGAGGCCUUCCUUCCUCAGCCUGAGUGAGAGUGUGGCUUCACUGCUGCCCUCCGGCUACAAGAGGGUGGGUGUCUCUACAGUAUGACCUCUGACCUAACAGCCUCUAUCAGGGUUCCUCACACCUGCUUUCUAAUGUCCCUCUGUCUUUCAUUCCUGACCCUGACCUCCAACGUUUGGACCUACUCCUCCCUCUUAUCGUUUCUUGUCCUUUCUAAUCAAUCUCAUCCCCCUUUUACCUUACCUGACCUAUCCUAUUUUUACCCAGGAGGGGAGUAAGUGCUUCAACCAUCCUCUUUCUCCAUCCCUUUCUCACACUUUUCCUAGCCAGUGCGUUCCCCCUAGCCUUGGGGCCUGUUAUAGUCCUACAGUACUAACAAAGUGAAGUUAAUCUAAAACCAGGCUCACAAACUCCAACCACUUCCCCCAAUGCUGCCAGUUGAGUGUGUUUCUGUGGGCUCUGCCAGUUGAGUGUGUUUCUGUGGGCGCUGAGUGCUGUGCAUUUCCGUUGUAUUAAAGCCCAGCUCUGGCGAUGAUUAGAGUGCUAAUGCUCCAGCUGGUGGUCAGUGGCCAGCCCCAACCACAAUAAUGACACAGUCAGCAGCAGCAGCAGCCCCAGGUCUCUCCUCCACCUCCCCUCCACCAGCUAGGCUAACCAUAAUGAGCCUAUUAAACAGCACACCACACAUGACACCUCAAACCUCCUCCUCCCCCACUACUCUGCUUUACUGGUCCAGGAGAGUGGAGGAGUUAGCUCCCAUUUUAGCACCUCAGGCUGGGGUUGGCUGGGCUAGGGUGGGGUGGGAUGGGAGAUCACCACCAGGCUGACUGAGUGAGAACACACACCGCUGACAGCUGGUUCAACUGGUUCAACGGGUUCAACUGAUAAAUCUGUUUUAGGAUUGAUUUGUGAGUUGAAGUGAUUUAUGUUUUGUGAUUAUGAAGGGGAUGCUACUAUUUUGGAGGUACUGUAUGUGAGGUACCAGAGCAGUAAAUAACUCUUGAGUAGUCCAGGCCAAAAGUAUUUUCUUUACAUGCACAGCACUCUUUUUUUAUUUUUACGGUUAGACAUAUAGCAAAGUUUUCUGCAUGGUACUGUAGACAUUAUGAUCCAAUGCUCCUAUAUAGGUUGAUGUUCAAUGGGCUCUCGCUCUGUUGUGCAGUGCUUCGAGAGGGUAAGCCAUGAGUUCCUGAAGAGUGACCAUCCAGCAGUGACCAGGGUCCAGGUGGAGGGUGAUGAUGCCUACAUUGGGAUCACCUAUAAGAAUCAGGACAAGUCAAAAGACAGGGAGAGUGGCUUCGACGAGCAGCGCCUCAGCUCUGACAGUGGUUACAUUAUCCCCCUCCCUGACCUGGACCCUCUGUCUGAUGACGAGUACGGCAAGAGGAACCGCCACAGGUAGGCUACCACCUCAAUCUCAGACAUGUCUAUCUUAAUUCUCAGAUUCUAAUAUGUGGUAUAGGUUGACAACACUGUUUUAUACCAUAACAUGUGGUAGUAACUAUCACUAUUGGCAGACUAAAUAGCCUUGGUUUCUCAAAUGACUGCCUCGCCUGGUUCACCAACUACUUCUCAGAUAGAGUUAAAUGUGUCAAAUCGGAGGGCCUGUUGUCUGGACCUAUGGCAGUCUCUAUGGGGGUGCCACAGGGUUCAAUUCUUGGGCCAACUCUUUUCUCUGUGUAUAUCAAUGACGUCGCUCUUGCUGCUGGUGACUCUCAGAUCCACCUCUACGCAGACGACACCAUUUUGUAUACAUCUGGCCCUUCAUUGGACACUGUGUUAACAAACCUCCAAACGAGCUUCAAUUCCAUACAACACUCCUUCAGUAGCCUCCAACUGCUCUUAAACACUAGUAAAACUAAAUGCAUGCUCUUCAACCGAACGCUGCUUGCACCCGCCCACCCGACUAGAAUCACUACUCUAGACGGGUCUGACCUAGAGUAUGUGGACAACUACAAAUAUCUAGGUGUCUGGUUAGACUGUAAACUCUCCUUCUAGACUCACAUUAAGAAUCUCCAAUCCAAAGUUAAAUCUAGAAUCGGUUUCCUAUUUCGCAACAAAGCCUCCUUCACUCAUGCUGCCAAACAUGCCCUCGUAAAACUGACUAUCCUACCGAUCCUUGACUUCGGCGAUGUCAUUUACAAAAUAGCCUCCAACACUCUACUCAGCAAAUUGGAUGUUGUCUAUCACAGUGCCAUCCGUUUUGUCUCCAAAGCCCCAUAUAAUACCCACCACUGUGACCUGUACGCUCUUGUUGGCUGGUCCUCACUACAUAUUCGUCGCCAAACCCACUGGCUCCAGGCCAUCUAUAAAUCACUGCUAGGCAAAUCCCCGCCUUAUCUUAGCUCAUUGGUCACCAUAGCAACACCCACCCGUAGUCUGCGCUCCAGCGGGUAUAUCUCACUGGUCAUCCCCAAAGCCAACACCUCCUUUGGCCGCAAUUCCUUCCAGUUCUCUGCUGCCAAUGACUGGAACAAAUUGCAAAAAUCUCUGAAGCUGGAGACACUUAUCUCCCUCACUAACUUUAAGCAUCAGUUGUCAGAGCACCUUACCGAUCACUGCACCUGUACACAGCCCAUCUGAAAUUAGCCCGCCCAACUACCUCAUCCCUAUAUUGUUAUUUAUUUUGCUCAUUUGUACCCCAGUAUCUCUAUUUGCACAUCAUCUAUUGCACAUCAUUCCAGUGUUAAUACUAAAUUGUAAUUAUUUUGCACUAUAGCCUAUUUUAUUGCCUUACCUCCAUAACUUGCUAAAUUUGCACACUGUAUAUUAAUUGUAUUUCUGUUGUAUUUUUGACUUUGUUUUGUUUUACCCCAUAUGUAACUCUGUGUUGUUGUUUUUAUCGCACUGCUUUGCUUUAUCUUGGCCAGGUCGCAGUUGUAAAUGAGAACUUGUUCUCAACUGGUUUACCUGGUUAAAUAAAGGUGAAAUAAAAUAAAUAAAAAUAAAAGUUCUGUUCACCAAAUGCAAACAUCCAGCAAACGAGAUAGAUAACCCUUAUAUUUAAUUAAUGGUCUCCUCCUGUAUACUAUACCCCAUCACGCCCAUUAACUGUUUAGUAACAAUGACCUGUGCCUCUCUGUCCUGUGUAGCUCUCAAACAUCUGAGGAGAGUGCCAUAGAGACAGGCUCUAGCUUCACGCUGGCCAAGAGAGAAGGAGAGACCCUGGAGGACAUCAGCCUGUUGGAUGAGAUGUUUCUGGGCUCAGAGCUGGUGGAAGACAGCUUCCUGUGAAAGGCCUGGAGAAGCCAAAAGCCUGCUAAAGAGAGGGAGAGAGUGAGGGGGAAAACACACCUGAACACAGACUCUCAGACCACCCAAAGACCCCUCCUCGCCACCCCCUAUCUCGACCCCUCCUCAUCCUCCGCCCAUACACCUCCAUUCCUCUCAGGAGGACAGAGCAAAACCACUUCACUGCUUGGACGAGUCUGUGGCCAGAUCAUGGUACGCCUGCCGUGGGGCUAGAGGGACGAGCAGCAUGGAUGGAUGGAUGCUACACUAAAGACUCACCACGACCAUGUGGUUACAGAGUCUCUAUGGAACAUUACAGUGAUGGAUGGGACUAAGAGCACAUGAGGAGAACAUGGAGGAAGAUU
Molecule: messenger RNA, 25621 nt
Organism: Coregonus sp. 'balchen'
Lineage: Eukaryota; Metazoa; Chordata; Actinopteri; Salmoniformes; Salmonidae
Source: the annotation of a GenBank genome assembly